AUGCGGCCUCUCCUGAGUCUUGGUUUUCUACUCUUGCCAAGAGACCCGGUACUGCCAGGUGCUGACUGUAGCCAAGGGUUUCUGGUCCCUCUGCCGCCUACAGCUGUGGGCGCAACCCGGGGCUGUCGCGGGCCGCCCGGACCCGAGAUGCUGCUGCACUGGGUACCAGGCAUGGGAGGAGGCAUGGAGACCGAGCGGCAGCAGAGGGGGCGGAGCCCGGGUGUCCCCUACCUAGUGCUGGUGGACAGGGCACAGAGGGAGGCCGGGGCCAAUGGGACUUCGGUUCAGAAAAAGUGCUACAGCUGUCCGGUGUGCGUUAGGGUCUUCCAGUACAUGUCUUACCUUCAGGGACACAGCAUCACCUACUCCGAGGUGACGCCCUUCAAAUGCGACACCUGCGGGAAGGCAUUCAAGCGGGCCAGUCACCUUGAGCGGCACCACUCCAUUCAUAGGGGGUGCCCUCCCCGCUUCCGGGAUGAGGGUGAGUUGGCCCAGCACAUCCGUGGACGCCCAUUCCAGUGCCUGCAUUGCCCGUGCUGCUUUACCGAGCAGAACACACCACAGAAGUACACUCGGUGGAAGCAUCCAUGAACUGUUCCUGGGGACCCCAGGGAUCCUGGGUCUCCUGAAUCAGACACUGGCCUGAGUUGCAGGCUGGCUUUCAGGGUCCUGGACACAAACCCUCUUUGACGUGAGCCUUGCCUGGAAGAGUCUCUGAGCUGUUAGUGCAUCAUGGUGCUGUGGAGCUAUGAUGGGAAUGAGCCCUCAAAGAGGCCAGCCCUGCAUCUUGAACACUUGGGAUAUUAUUCUGGAGUCCUGACCGGAGGGAUGGAGGACAAUGCUGUUUGGGAAAACUCUUACCUCAGAAGUUUUGGUGGGCUGUCAAAAGUCUCCUCUGUUUUGACAUUGGAGGUAGGGCCCUAGACUAGACACCCA
This is a messenger RNA of Peromyscus leucopus (white-footed mouse), 936 nucleotides long. Its product is annotated as zinc finger protein 581-like. Lineage: Eukaryota; Metazoa; Chordata; Mammalia; Rodentia; Cricetidae. Gene Ontology annotation, cellular component: nucleus. The record is from RefSeq and is a predicted model, not a curated record.